Molecule: messenger RNA, 1042 nt
Organism: Theobroma cacao (cacao)
Lineage: Eukaryota; Viridiplantae; Streptophyta; Magnoliopsida; Malvales; Malvaceae
Cellular component (GO): plasma membrane
Source: RefSeq, a predicted model, not a curated record
AGACUCAGCCAAACCCCAAGCUUUUCUGGAGAAAUCCAUCUACUACUUUGUUUUUCUUCAUAUCCCCAUAAACAGAAAGCUUCUUCAAUUCUUGAAUCCUGUUUGUAGUUCAAAACCCAAGAGAAAACAAUGGUUGGGACUACUUUCAGGGACUGGUGUCGUUAUUUUCAGUACAAGGAAGGUGCAAACGAGGAGGACAGGGAUAAGAAUAGAGCCGACGCCCGCAACGCUCUCUUGGUAGUUGCCACCCUAAUAGCUACCGUGACCUUCCAAGAUGGGGUUAACCCCCCUGGCGGUGUAUGGCAGGACAACGAGGACAACCAAACAGCAGUCGCUGCAAACCCCCCUGUCGCUGUAUGGCAGGAUACCAAGGACCGUAUACCAGGCACUGCUAUCUUUGCAUCUGACUCAUCAGCCUACUACGUUUUCUUGACAUCAAACACCCUAGCCUUUUCAGCAGCGGUACUUGUCAUUAUGUCUCUCACGCAUAAUUUUCCUUUCAAGUUUGAAGUAAGGGUUGCCUGCGUUUCAAUGAUUAUAACUUAUGGAUCUGCAAUCUUUGCUGUUACCCGGGAUGGAGACAAAUUUCAACUCGCCUUGAUCAUAGCUGCUGCGCCUUUAAUUUUGCGGUGCUUGAUCCAGCUGUUGGUUAAGUUGGUAAACAGGAAACCUGAGCCUCCAUGCUUGAUCCAGGCAUUUGUCGGACCUAGGAACAAGACAGCAGAGCCCCCAAAAGACCAGACCCAGCAAGCGAAACCUUAGGUGGAUGGCUUUCACUCUCAACUCCUAGAAGGUGGGAGCCUGAAUAAUCUAGAACUCAAGCUAUGUAUAUAUAUUUACGGGAUGUGGACGUAGGGUAUGUAUCCAAGAUUUGCCGGUUUCUCAUGAUAAGAUUAAAAAUAGAAAAAAAAAUCUUUGAAAAAUAAAUAAUUAAAAAUAGCUUUGUAUCAAAUUAAUACUAGUAUUUGUGAGUUUGUCUUCCUAAGAGAUGUAAAAUUAAGUUUGUAUGAUAAGUAAAUAAAGUGUGUAAUUUUGUAUGUUC